UCUUUCUCUGGUUGAAAUAUGACAGAUGGAAAAUACAAUUAUCUGUAGUCCAGUUGAGAGUACAUUGUAAGUUCCCACGGAAAAAACUGAAAUUAAAGGCAAAAUGAAAAUUUGGACAAGUGAACACACAUUUAAUCAUCCGUGGGAAACUGUAGCUACUGCUGCUUGGAGAAAAUAUCCCAAUCCGCAUAAUCCUGCUGUGAUAGGUACCGACGUCGUAGAACGGAAGGUGGUCGAUGGAAUUUUACAUACUCAGAGACUUGUUAGUUCGAUGUGGUAUUUUCCAAAGUGGGCUCAAGCACUAAUAGGUUCAGCGAAUAUAUGUUAUGCUGCAGAGCAUUCCGAAGUCAAUCCAGAAUCACGUCAUAUGACACUGAAGACUGUUAAUCUCACUUUCUGUCGCCAUAUUGCAGUAAACGAAACAUUGAGGUAUUUGCCGCACCCUUCAGAUCCUAGUAAGACAUUAUUGAAACAGGAAGCAGUGGUUACAGUUCAAGGAGUACCACUUACAAAUUACAUGGAAGAUCUCCUCACCUCAAAAAUCUCGAGCAAUGCUGGGAAAGGUAGACAAGCAAUGGAAUGGGUAAUAACAAAAAUAAAUGAGGAAGUAAAAGAUCUCACAAGAAGUACAGAUGAGAUUUUGCACCAAACCAAAAAGUCUUUCGAUGAUUUAACAUCAAGUGCAAAAAAGUCAAUGGACGAUAUUUCUCAGAAAGCAAAGAAGAGCCUGGAUGACAUUCAGCAUCUAAAGAUAAAUAAUUUCACCGAUUGUUAAUGAUACCUAAUUUAAUUUAAAAAGUAUUAAAUAAAUUCAUUGAUUUGAAGUGGUUAAAUCAAACUAGUGAAAAUUUAUUUUAUUGGCAACUUUUACCAGAUAGCGCCAAGCUUACAUAGUUCAGGUUAUUUAUUUGUGAGAUUUUAAACAACACUUUGUUGAUUUGUUAUUGUUAACCAAGAACACUAAUUGUGAAUAGUACACUUAAGUUAUUUAUUUCACAUUCCUUAGCUGGAUUGCUUCUAGAGAUUUAUGAGUCAAAGCAGAAAAUAAAUUGCUGUUCCACACUGAAAA
This is a messenger RNA of Cylas formicarius (sweet potato weevil), 1069 nucleotides long. RefSeq names its product protein slowmo (gene slmo). Gene Ontology annotation, molecular function: phosphatidic acid transfer activity. The coding region runs from base 104 to 775 and encodes 223 amino acids. The transcript has 4 exons. Gene Ontology annotation, biological process: phospholipid transport. Gene Ontology annotation, cellular component: mitochondrial intermembrane space. The record is from RefSeq and is a predicted model, not a curated record. NCBI's taxonomy places the organism in Eukaryota, Metazoa, Arthropoda, Insecta, Coleoptera, Brentidae.